Messenger RNA from Octopus bimaculoides (California two-spot octopus), 4330 nucleotides. RefSeq lists its product as uncharacterized. Gene Ontology annotation, cellular component: nucleus. Gene Ontology annotation, molecular function: histone methyltransferase activity; protein-arginine N-methyltransferase activity. Lineage: Eukaryota; Metazoa; Mollusca; Cephalopoda; Octopoda; Octopodidae. The record is from RefSeq and is a predicted model, not a curated record. Gene Ontology annotation, biological process: chromatin remodeling; peptidyl-arginine methylation, to asymmetrical-dimethyl arginine.
UAAAAGAAGCCAGAAAGUGAGCAAAUGUCAUUUUUCUCAGUGGAAUUACGCCAGAGAAACUUAUGCAGAUAUGAAAGAAACAAUUCGUCCAAUGUCGUCUCAACUUUCGUUUCAACCGCAUCCACAUGUUUUCCACAUUUUGUGUGUGGACGUGUUAAACAUGAGAAUCGAUUACAAAUUAAGUUGACGUGUUUAUGUCCCUCUGCUUCUUUUGCUAUUUAUCCUCCCCCUACUUUUUUUUUAUAUCACUAAACUGAACAAGUACUCUAUUUCGUUAUGCACCCAUGAUAUAAAUAUAUUAAGCGCUUUAUAAGAAAAUACUACGUUCUACAAGCUCACUGCUGAAAACGCCACUCAGUAUACAAGUGUAUUGAAAAUACCAAUUUUACAUAGAAAACACUUUUCUUACUGCUAGUACCUACAUAUUAAUUGUAGGAAUACCGUGUUUCGUUAUGCACCAAGUAUAUUAAACAAUUGAGAACUUAAUACAUUGUCCUUAAUAUAUCGUGUUAGCGACGCUAUAAAAUCCCUUUCUCGGCUUUUCUCUAUAUAUAGGAAAUUAUAAAACAUAUUAAACAAUCUAGAAGUCAAUACAUUGUCUUAUUUUGAUAGCAGUGCUAUUAAAUCCCCUUGAAAGAUUAUCUCAACUGAUUAUACGAAAUUAUAAGUUAGUGCAAGCAUUGACUUAUUACAAGGACAUCUAAUGUAGAGAAGGGGUAACAGACACUGAUUUGUCGUGUUCGGAGUGGUAUUCGAUUAUUUUUUCAGAGAACAUUUGUAUUGGCAUCUCGUAAACAAAGCGAGAGAUGCUGCAGUCAACGCACAUAAUUGUAUGUAUACAUACUAACAGCGACCGUAAAUGGCCGAAGGUGGCAGUCGUAAUGUCUCUGUACAGUCGACAGUUUCGGCUUUAAGACCGAAGCCUCACUUUCCCACCUUUUUUUUCUUUUUAACUAGUGACCGACGCCAAAAAAUUGAAAUAAUUAUGAGAGCGAGAGGAAGUGCAUAUUUGGACCCGGAAGUGUACAGAGUUCUCUCGCUGCUUAGUGAGACAAAAUGGCGCAAGGCUUUGGAAGUGCCACUUUAGACUUACUUUCAAGUGACUGCUCCUGGGAUGAAGGUGAAGAUGAGGUGAACGUGACAGGACCCUGCCGUUGUUUGUUUUGUCCAUGUAUGUGUGAAAAUGCCAUCUCUUCUUUGGAACAUUUGGAUUUAGUGCAUCAGAUAAACUUGAGGGAACUCUGUCAGAACAUGUCCUUCACAUCCUACAAUUGCAUUCAGAUGAUUAAUUACAUUCGAAAAGAGAAAAUUCUUCCAUCAGAAUUGACACAAAUUUUUAAAACUCAGUUGUUUCCAUGGAAUGAUCCUAAAUAUCUCAAGCCAGAAGAUGAUGAAGAUCCAAUGCUUAUGUUAGAAAUUGUUCCCUGCAAUUUUGAUGAAAGUAGUCUGAGUCGUGUAAAUCCUGUUGACCCACAAGUUCCUAUUGGCACUGCACAAAAUGGUUUAGGUUCAACUUUUGGAACAACUAAUGGUUACAAUAUGACAACAUCUGAACUGGGUGAAAAACUAAAAAUUUCUGAAUAUAGGUGCCACAUGUUAACUGAUGCACUAAGACGAGCUGUCAGUGACCUAACUAAAGUCAGGGACUGUGUUAAUGAAUUUUACCUGAGUGCAGAAUCCAACUCAUCACAGUGUCAGUGCACCGCAGUGCAGAACCUAAGUCAAGAUGAAGACGAAGCAUAUUUUGGUUCUUAUGGACAUUUUAGUAUUCACAGAGAAAUGUUACAGGAUAAAAUCCGAACAGAGGCUUACAGAGACUUCAUGUUGUCAAACUCCGACAUCUUUAAGAACAAAUUGGUGCUCGAUGCUGGCUGUGGGACUGCAAUUCUGUCCAUGUUUGCUGCUGAGGCUGGUGCCAAAACUGUUUUUGCAGUUGACCAGUCUGAAAUUGUUUAUAAAGCCAUGGAGAUUAUACAACAAAAUGGUUUUGAAGAUCGAAUCAAAAUUACAAAAGGGAAAAUUGAAGACAUUUCACAGUCUUUAGAGAAAGUAGAUGUUAUUAUUACUGAAUGGAUGGGUUACUUCUUACUGUUUGAAUCCAUGCUUGAUACUGUUCUUUAUGCAAGGGAUAAACUGUUGAAGAAAGGUGGAUUAGUUUUCCCCAACAAAUGUUUCACAUAUCUUGUUGCCAUUAAUGAUCAAGAUAUGUAUUAUUCACAUGUGACAUAUUGGAAUAAUGUUUAUAGUUUCAAAAUGGACUGCAUGAAAGCAGAUGUUAUGCGAGAAGCAAGUGUUGAGAUUGUGAAACCAGCUACAGUUAUAUCUCAAUCAUGUUUUCUGAAGAUGUUUGAUAUCAGUCAAAUUACUUUAAAAGAGCUUGACUACACUGUGCCAGUGAGUUUAACUAUUACAGAAGAUGGCUUUAUCACAGCAUUGGUGGGCUACUUUGAUGUUAUUUUUGAUGGACCUAACAUGAACCCUGUAACAUUUUCAACUGGUCCUUUGUCAACACCAACACACUGGAAACAGACUGUAUUUUUAAUAGAUCCUGAAAUUCCUGUGAAAAAAGAUGAUAUCUUGACUGGAACUCUCACCUGCAUGAAGAACAGAAAAUCUCCACGAACACUGGUCGUACGGCUGUCCAUUGCAGAUAGAUUUGCAUCAUAUAUUAUUGAAUAACUGGAACUAAUGCACGUACACGUGUGUGUGUAUAAAUAUAAAUUUUAAGCCAAUUCUUUUAAUCAGUUGUUACUUAAAGUUUUGCUUUUCUGCCUGUUGAAUAACACAAAAUAAUGAAAGCAGUAACUAUGUUAAAUAAAACAUUUUGAAUAAUAUCUGAAUAUAAUGAAUGUCUCUGAUUUAAUAGAGUAAAUGGUAGACAAAGAGAUAAAAAAAAACUGAUCAAAAGUUGUUGUAUGUGGAAUCUGUACACCCCUGUGAUUGGCUAAGUGAACUAUACUAGUUCGUAUAAAUGAGCAUGCACAAAACAGUCUGCGAAGAGUGUCAUAUGCACAGUCAUAUAUUGUACAGGUCGUAGGAAUUAUUGAAUAGAGAUAUUGAGGAGUGCUUGUUGAAGAUACACAGUUGGAUAUCAGGAACGUUUGAUAUUAUAAGAAUUCAGAUAUAACAAUGACGACGAGAAGUCGUACGUCAUUUCAAAAGUUUAAACUGGAAUGAUAGUAGUAUAAGGGUGGUAACUUGUGUUGUAAUGUCAUAAGUUCAGACAUUAAUAAAAACACACACAUAUACGAAGGAGAAGUCAAAAUUUAUCCUCACUUUUGCCAAAUUUCUUUAGGUUGGUUGCACUGCCUUCAGUGCUUGCAUGCGAAAAAGUUGUACUCUUGUGGUUACAUAAUGAAAGAAAGGAGUCAACACUUACACUGCAUAGAUAUAUGUAUGAGUGCAUUGAAAAGUUCAAAAAUGGCCAGACAAGCUUGAAGUAGAAAGAGGGAGCAGGAUGGCCAUCAACCUCUACCACUGAUGUGAAGAUUCAACGUGCUCAAGAAAUGGUUCUGGUGACCUGACAAGUAACCAUUGAUGAGGUCGCUUGUGCUCUGCAAAUUAAUCAUGGCUCUGCAUAUGCAAUCAUCCAUGACAAGCUUUGCCUUUCUAAAGCCUGUGCAAAAUGGGUGCCAAGAGAGCUUACUUAAGUGCAUAAGCAUAGUUGUGUGGAAACCUGUCAGUGCUUACUUGACCACUGCAGCAAUGAAGAUGAAGUUUCUUUGGAGCAAAUAGUCUGAAGAGAAGAGACCUGGGCUCACACCAAACCAGAAUUCAAAAAGCAGAGAAUGGAAUUGAAAUUCAGGAUUCAACAUUCCAUAGAAAAAGUAAUGCUAACUGUUUUUUGGGAUGCAAAAGAGCUUAUACUGGAACAUUAGCUGGAGAAGGAGUCUACAGUCAUCAUUGUUGGCUACAGUCAAAUGUUGGCCAACAAAAUGAAACCAGAAAUUCACACCAAAGUUCAAGUCUAUAGUCAAAGUAAGUAUUAUUGUUACACAACAAUGCAUGGCCACCCACACCUCUGAAACCUUUCAAAAAUUGGGUUUUGAGUUGCUGGAACAUCCUGCUUACAGUCCAGAUCAUGCCCUUUCCAACUACCACCUCUUUGGACCACUCAAACUUUCUUUACAAGAUCAUCAGUUUGCUACAGACAGAAAUUUAGGAAGUUGUGCUUAAAUGGCUACACGACUAGCCAUUAACAUUCUUCUCUUAUGGAAUAAGUAAGCUUAUGGACCCUUGAAGAAGUACAUUGAAAAUCAAGAAGGCUGUCAAAAAGUGAUAUAAUUGUUUAACCCUUGUUUUUGUUUUAAUAAAUUAUGGAAACAAGUGA